AGAAAAAGCGAAGCAGAAAAACCACAACAGCGUCGUUGCUAAUACUGUUUCGCCCGAGUUCCUCUUUAUGUUAAUAACACACACACACACACAAACCGACAGUUUGACAGCAAAGGCGCGCUGUGUGAGCUACAGCAACAACACUAAAACACUAGCUGCCAUUUUCGAAGCGGUCUGAUAUACUUCAAAGGGCAAGCGUUGACUCGGUUGCAGAGACGAACAUGAAUUUCUCGUGAACACAAAAAAAAAGAGGAUUAAUUCCCAAACAAAACGAUGGAUGCUAUCGGGGUGUCGCUUUUGAACCCGCUGGAUGACUAUGAACUGAUCCACCGGGUCGGGAGCGGAACUUACGGGGAUGUCUUUAAGGCUCGAAAUAUCAAGACCUCAGAAAUGACAGCUAUCAAAGUGGUUAAACUGGAUCCUGGUGACGAGAUCUCCUCUAUCCAGCAGGAGAUUACGAUGAUGAGAGAGUGCAGACACCAGAACAUCGUGGCUUAUUACGGCAGCUACCUCAGGAACAGCAAGCUGUGGAUCUGUAUGGAGUUCUGUGGAGGUGGCUCUCUGCAGGACAUUUAUCACGUGACUGGACCUCUCAAAGAGAAGCAGAUUGCCUACGUCUGCAGGGAAACGUUGCAGGGUUUACAUCACCUCCACAUCACGGGCAAAAUGCACAGAGACAUUAAGGGAGCAAAUAUUCUGCUGACAGAUAGAGGAGAUGUGAAGCUGGCUGAUUUUGGGGUGGCAGCAGAGAUAAAUGCUUCAGUGGCCAAGAGGAAGUCUUUCAUAGGGACCCCGUACUGGAUGGCCCCGGAGGUAGCUGCAGUGGAGAAGAAGGGCGGAUACAACCAGCUGUGUGAUAUCUGGGCGGUGGGCAUCACUGCCAUCGAGCUGGCAGAGCUGCAGCCACCCAUGUUCGACCUGCACCCCAUGAGAGCCUUGAUGCUAAUGUCCAAGAGCAAUUUCCAGCCCCCCAAACUGAAAGACAAAGGAAAAUGGUCGACAGAAUUCCAGAAUUUUAUUAAACUGGCCCUUAACAAGAACCCAAGGAAACGACCCACAGCUGAGAAAUUAUUGCAGCACUCAUUCAUGACGCAGAUGCUGAGUCGGACCCAAGUGAUCGAGCUGCUGGACACAGUGAAUAACCCUGACCUCAGCUCCGGACACUCCAUGGACGAUAGUGACCUGGAGACCUGCGACGCCUUUCCUGAUAAAAUCCACUCCAUUGGGAAGCACGGUAACGUGGAGCGGACGCGCUCCGAGGUCCAGUUUAAUCAGGUGAAGUUUUGUCCUCCAAUGCGAAAGGAAACAGACCCUUACCCUGAACUGGAGCAGUACGAUGACUGGAGUAUCGACGGUGGUGAGAAAAACAGCCCGAGUCUUUUGGAAUGUGUGGAAGAGGCCUUGAUGGAAAGGAGUGUAACGAUCAAGAAGGCCCCUUCAACAGAGGCAGGGUCCAGCACCUUCAAGCGGUCAGCGGCGGCCACUCCCUCACCAGUGUCCACCCAGCCGUCCCUCCUGGACAUUGCCAGCAGUGACCAGAUGAGCAGAGCCAAUGCUAACUGCCAGGAUGUAAAAGAACUCAAUAUGAACUCCAUGCUGGACAGUGCAGGACAGCAGGGCAGCGAACAGGCUACAGACGCCCCCCUCUCUCCUGAAUGGGCCACACUAAGGAGGAAAACAGACAACUCGGGUGCUGAGUGUCACGGUCUACCACCUACUCCCAAAGUCCACAUGGGCGCCUGUUUCUCCAAAGUGUUCAACGGCUGUCCUCUCAAAGUGAACUGCGCUGUCACGUGGAUUCGACCAGACACAAGAGAUCAGUACCUGAUCCUGGGUGCAGAGGAGGGAAUGUACACUCUGAACCUCAAUGAGCUUCAUGAAGACACCAUGGAGAAGCUCGUCCCUCAGAAAUGUACCUGGCUGUAUGUAAUGAAUAAUGUCUUGAUUUCUGUAUCCGGGAAGUCCUCCCAACUCUAUUCUCACAACCUGACAGCUCUAUUUGAUCAGAAGAGACAUCUACUGAAGAGGCAAAGCCAGCUGUCCCUCAGCACCAACCGGCUGACUGAACGAAUCAUCCCCAGGAAGUACGCUGUCUCAACCAAAAUCUCCGAUACCAAGGGAUGCCUGCGUUGCAGUGUGGUGCGGAACCCCUACACAGACAGCACGUUCCUGUGUGGAGCCCUGCCCUCCAGCCUCGCCCUGCUGCUGUGGUACGAGCCCCUGCAGAAGUUCAUGCUGCUCAAGCACUUCGUGGUCCCUCUCCCAGACCCCCUGCCUGUCUUUGAGCUGCUGGUGCAGGGGAGUGACGAGCUGCCACAGGUGUGUGUGGGCGUGCGAGAGCCCGUGCGAGCCAAUCAGGAGCUGGAGUUCGACAUCAUCCAUCUCAAUGACACGGCCAGCCCCAAAACAGACAGUUUGCCCUUGAAUGCUGUCCAGGUGACCCAGCUGGACCGGGACACUGUGCUCAUCGCUCUGCAGAAAACUGUGAAGGUCGUUAACUUGCAAGGAGAGCCGUCCAGAUCACUGGCGCCAGAGCUGUCCUUUGACUUUGCCAUCGAAACACUGGUUUGUCUGCAGGACAGCGUGCUGGCGUUCUGGAGGCACGGCCUCAAGGGGAGGAGCCUGCAUACUAAUGAGAUCACUCAAGAGAUCAUUGAUGAGUCAAGGGUGUUUCGAGUGCUGGGGACCAACAGGGAUAUAAUCCUGGAGAGCACCCCAACAGACAACCCCUCAGCCCUGAGUAACCUCUACAUACUGACUGGACACGAGAGCAGCUACUGAGAGCACACCCUCCACACAGGACAGGAGGGGCAACCUGACUCGCAGGACAGCACCCCGCCCUGUGAGCGGGGCACUCUGACUCGCAGGACAGCACCCUGCCCUGUGAGAGGGGCAGCCUGACUCACCAGCUCUGACCGUCCACAAGAGGGGCCUCGGUGUGUCUCAGAACUCUUAAGAACUUCCAAUCAUCGUUCAAAAACCAAGCGAUCGCAAUAAAAGGAUCUGUGUUCUGCAACCAAGCAUGAUGUAUAGAGUAAAGGGCUACUUAACAAUGCCAACUACAGUAAUACUGAAAACAGUCCAUUAGUAAAGGAUCCUUAUGCAGGUAAAUACAUGACUUUGUAGUCUACUGCCAACAUGCCUGUCAAACAGCGAGUUAACUAAAUAUGUGCACUAUUCAAUAGUGAAAUAUGGAGGGGCUGUAUUUCAUUGCAUACUUGUGUAAUAUCCCAUUGCGUGUGUCUGUAUGUAUGAUUCUCUCUUGCUGCUUCUGCUUACAUCAUUAUUUGCUUACAAACUAGCCCAGCAACUGCUUCUGAAAAGACUCUAUGCUGAAUUUCUGAAGCGAGGUGGUUUUAGGAAUGACCACUUGGGACAUGCCCCUGUAAUUUCAGCCCCCAGUAAAAUGCAAAAUCUCUUUACAAAGUUAGAAGGGGUCAGAAAUUACAGCCAGACACCACCUAGUGGACAGUAUGCAAACCUCCUCAGAAAUCAUUCAGGAGUCUUUUCAGAAGACAUUUUUUGCUGGAAUCGUUAGUGAACCUGUUAAAUUAUGAUCCGAGCAGAAUACAGUCAGGGCAGCGCAGGGGUCCCCGAGGGUUUUCCUCCGGUAAAGGCACGGCCGUGUGGUGUGCAGGGGGAGUCUCACACAGUCAGGGGAGCGCAGGGGUCCCCUAAAGUCUCCCCUGGUAAAGGCACGGCCGUGUGGUGUGCAGGGGGAGUCUCACACAGUCAGGGGAGCGCAGGGGUCCCCUAAAGUCUCCCCUGGUAAAGGCACGGCCGUGUGGUGUGCAGGGGGAGUCUCACACAGUCAGGGGAGCGCAGGGGUCCCCUAAAGUCUCCCCUGGUAAAGGCACGGCCGUGUGGUGUGCAGGGGGAGUCUCACACAGUCAGGGGAGUGCAGGGGUCCCCUAAAGUCUCCCCUGGUAAAGGCACGGCCGUGUGGUGUGCAGGGGGAGUCACACAGUCAGGGGAGCGCAGGGGUCCCCUAAAGUCUCCCCUGGUAAAGGCACGGUCUUGUGGUGCGCAGGGUGUCAUACAGUCAGGGGAGCACAGGUUCCUGGCUGUGUGACAGCACCAGUCUUCACUGGGGAUUCCAGAGGGAGCAGUGGCUCGGGCCCUACUGGCCAGACACCCAGUCUUGUGCUCCAGGGGGCAUUAGCUCAGCUCCACUGUGGCGCUGCUGGGUGUAAAGGGGCGAUUGGCUUGGGGAUCGGAAGACGCCGCUGACCUUCAGCUCCUGGGCUGUUGUGGGGAGUUAUCUGAUCAAGCUGAGCUAAACUGGAGUGUCAUAGCACUGUAGAGACUGGAAUAAACUACCCUGGAUUAUAUUUAAAAUGUUAAAAGGAUUAUAAUUAUUAAUUUAUAGUACAAAUGUAGUAUUUUGUGCUUCACAUGUUUUGUAUCUGUUAAUGACUGCUGUACUCCAAACCAGAUUGACUGAGACAAUCUGUCAAGUUUAGUAGGAAUAAAAUCAAUGUGAAAAGUCA
Molecule: messenger RNA, 4490 nt
Organism: Acipenser ruthenus (sterlet)
Lineage: Eukaryota; Metazoa; Chordata; Actinopteri; Acipenseriformes; Acipenseridae
Product: mitogen-activated protein kinase kinase kinase kinase 2-like
Exons: 32
Coding region: 274-2781 (835 amino acids)
Biological process (GO): protein phosphorylation
Molecular function (GO): ATP binding; MAP kinase kinase kinase kinase activity
Source: RefSeq, a predicted model, not a curated record